GCUCUAGGCCCGGGCGGCCGUCUCGAUGACCGCGGGGGCGGUGCGCCGCUUGGGGCGCGUUGAUCGCGGCUGUCUGGCCUGCGCCGGGCUGUCGCAGCGCCAUGGCUUCCCCCAGAGGCCCUUCUGUCCUGAGCUGGGAGGACACACACAACUCGACCCUCCCAGCUAGCACCUGCUGACUGACCCAAAACUGCUGAAAACCCAGCUUCCCAACAUCUGGACAAUGUGGCUCCGGUGAAAUUCCCAUCUCGAGUGAACCGGACACCCCAUACAGGCAGUAGAAUGUGAGCUUACUCUUCAAGCUGUACUGCCUGACUGUGAUGACCCUGGUGGCCGCAGCAUACACAGUAGCGUUAAGAUACACGAGGACAGCAGACAAAGACCUCUACUUCUCCACCACAGCCGUGUGCAUCACAGAAGUGAUAAAGUUAUUAUUAAGUGCUGGACUUUUAGCUAAGGAAACUGGUAGUGUGGGUAGAUUCAAGGCAUCUGUAAGUGAGAACGUCUUGGGGAGCCCCAAGGACCUGGUGAAGCUAAGUGUGCCGUCGUUGGUCUAUGCUGUUCAGAACAACAUGGCUUUCCUGGCGCUCAGUAACCUGGACGCAGCAGUGUACCAGGUGACUUACCAACUCAAGAUUCCUUGUACUGCCUUAUGUACUGUUUUAAUGUUAAAUCGGACACUCAGCAAAUUACAGUGGUUUUCAGUUUUCAUGCUGUGUGGUGGGGUCACACUUGUACAGUGGAAACCAGCCCAAGCGACAAAAGUUGUGGUGGAACAGAAUCCAUUGUUAGGCUUUGGUGCCAUUGCUGUUGCUGUGCUGUGCUCAGGAUUUGCAGGAGUUUACUUUGAAAAAGUUUUAAAGAGUUCAGACACUUCCCUUUGGGUGAGAAACAUUCAGAUGUAUCUGUCAGGGAUUGUUGUGACAUUAGUUGGCGCCUACUUAUCAGAUGGAGCUGAAAUUAAAGAAAAAGGAUUUUUCUAUGGUUACACAUAUUAUGUCUGGUUUGUCAUCUUUCUUGCAAGUGUUGGUGGUCUGUAUACCUCCAUCGUGGUGAAGUACACAGACAACAUUAUGAAGGGCUUUUCUGCAGCGGCAGCCAUUGUACUCUCUACCAUCGCCUCCGUGGUGCUGUUUGGAUUACAGAUAACAUCUACGUUUGCACUGGGAGCCCUUCUUGUAUGUGUGUCCAUUUACCUCUAUGGACUACCCAGACAGGAAACUACAUCUAUCCAACAAGGAGAAACAACUUCAAAAGAGAGACUCAUUGGUGUGUGAUUUGAGUCCUAGGGAUUCCUAUGUGACUAAACUGCAGACCUUGAACUGGAGCCUUAAGUCAAUCCUAGGAGGUAGCUGAACAUCAACAAGCUAACUGUGGCCAAAGAAUUAAGGAGGAAGCAUGUGGUGCAAUGCGAAUACAGAGAUUCAGUGUGGACCUGUUUGAGGCCAAGCUCGAUUAUUUCAGAAUGAAGGAAUUUUACUGUUGUGCACACACACACACACACACAAUGUACAAUGAAAGUAAUGAGAGUGAUAUGAUAGUAGAACAAUCAUGUGAAGCAACAAUAUUCAAGAAACAAGGCUGAGGGCAGUGUUUGAGGAUUAAAGUGCCAAAGCCAUUUCUGUAUUAACUGUUCUCUUGUGUAAGUACCAGGGGAGAAGGAUGGUCCUUCUUUGUUCUCCAGUUCAUGUACAGUAUUUUGUCCCAGGAGUAGUACAGACCUAGCUCCCUUUUUUUUUUUUUUUUUUUUAUAAAAGCAAGGCAGAUACAAGACUAGUUAAAAAACAAACUGAAUGUGUAACUUCUUAAACAGAACCUAUUUCAUAACUUAGCAACUUCUGGGUGAUGACUAAGAACUCAGUGCUGUGUUUGUGCCAUUUAUUGUUUGGUUCAUAUUUCCUUGCUGUUAGCUGAUACACAUCAAAAAAAUUUCCAAAUCACUUUUAUACUUUUUUUUAUAAAGUAUGAUUAACUGUUGGGCUCUCUAUUUGUGAAUUUCAGUGUGUCUUUUAAAUAAAAUUUCUAUAAUCCUAAUGGGGAAAUCAAGCAAUAAACUUAUUUAUAUGAA
Molecule: messenger RNA, 2068 nt
Organism: Jaculus jaculus (lesser Egyptian jerboa)
Lineage: Eukaryota; Metazoa; Chordata; Mammalia; Rodentia; Dipodidae
Gene: Slc35a1
Product: solute carrier family 35 member A1
Exons: 9
Coding region: 321-1277 (318 amino acids)
Biological process (GO): pyrimidine nucleotide-sugar transmembrane transport
Cellular component (GO): Golgi membrane
Molecular function (GO): pyrimidine nucleotide-sugar transmembrane transporter activity
Source: RefSeq, a predicted model, not a curated record